Pseudomyrmex gracilis is the source of this 5174-nucleotide messenger RNA. Its product is annotated as membralin. Bases 314 to 2407 code for a protein of 697 amino acids. Gene Ontology annotation, biological process: response to endoplasmic reticulum stress; positive regulation of ERAD pathway. Lineage: Eukaryota; Metazoa; Arthropoda; Insecta; Hymenoptera; Formicidae. The record is from RefSeq and is a predicted model, not a curated record. Gene Ontology annotation, cellular component: endoplasmic reticulum. The transcript is spliced from 13 exons.
AGUGGUGUGAUCUAUGGUGUAUCAAAACACGCGACGAUGAAGUGACAAUUUCACGAAUAUCGUACUCACGAUCGAGCGUGACAUAUUUUCGCGAUUGACGUAUUACGAUAAGGGAAAUUGCUGGACGUUAUUGUUGGAACCAGAACGUUAAAAUCUCCCUCGUAUUCUCAUCGCACCGAGGAUACUAUGUCUAUGUAUGACAACUAAGAAUGAUAAAUUGCAUAUCUAUACAAACAUGAGGAUUGUUUAAAUGAUUAUUAUAGAUGUUCUGAAUUCUCAUUUGGUGAGAGUUUGACUUAUGUGAAUUUUAAAAAUGCCACAAGGAGAUGGUGCUGCUAAUGCAGCACCUAGUAACCAAAAUGUUGCAAUGCCGCAUAAUUUCCAUGGUCUUGCUGGUGUAAUAGGACCGGUUUUAAAUAAUAAUAUCAAUAAUAUCAAUAUAGCUAGAAAUAAUAAUAAUCAAAAUCCACUUAUUAAUAUUCGGGAUAGAUUGUUCCAUGCACUAUUUAUCAAAGCAGCAUUAGGUUAUGCACGUGUAUUUCCAAAGCCUGUCAGGAGACUCAUUGAAUUUUUAGUUCUAUUAAAGGCUAUAUUGGCAUUUUUUGUACUGGCUUAUAUCCACAUAGUAUUUUCACGUGCACCAACUAAUUGCUUAGAACAUAUAAGAGAUGAAUGGCCAAGAGAUGGUAUACUAAGAGUUGAAAUUCUCAGGAAUGGUGAUGAUGAUUAUAGUAUAGAGGAAAGCUAUGCCAAAGAGGAAAAAUUGAGACAAGAAAAAGUUGAUGAUUUAACUAAUGCUUUAGGAAUGUUAACCAGAGAUGGAUUUAUAAAUAUUGAACCUUCGGCUGUUGAUGAAAUUCGGGACACGGUGAAUGUUUCUGAUGAAGAAAAUCUUGACAAUUUAACAUUAUCUCAAGAUAUAAUAAGUGCCACAGCCCUCGGAGAGAUACAAGAUCCUUUGAGCACGACAAAUACAACAAUGGGUUCGACAUUACCGACUAAGCUUUGGAAUGACUUAAAUAAAGCUAAAAAACCGUCACCCAAUGAAAAAUCAUCUUUUGCAAGUACGAAAAGUAACUCUUCAAAAGUUCCUCGAGUUGAUCAGUUAAAUAAAGAUCAUGCGCCUUUAAGAGAUCAGGAUAAAGUAUCAGAAGACGAAUAUAUCGUGGAAUAUUCAUUGGAGUAUGGUUUUCUGCGAUUAUCACCUGCGGCUCGACAAAGACUAAAGAUUCCAGUCAAAAUAGUGACUUUAGAUCCGUCGAACGACAAAUGUUUUGGUGAUAGAUUUUCAAGAUACAUAUUAGAUGAGUUUUUGGGUUAUGACGAUUUACUGAUGGCGAGUAUCAAGACGUUGGCCGAACAGGAAGACAAUAAAGGUUUUUUGCGCAACGUCGUGACGGGAGAACAUUAUCGAUUUGUGAGCAUGUGGAUGGCACGAACAUCGUACUUGGCUGCGUUUUUUGUUAUGCUUGUAUUUACGGUUUCGAUUUCGAUGUUGCUACGUUAUUCACAUCAUCAGAUCUUCGUCUUUAUCGUUGAACUCAUACAGAUGCUGGAGUUCAAUUUAACCGUGUCGUUGCCAGCCGCCUCUCUGGUGACGGUAAUUCUGGCGCUAGUGGGAAUGGAAGCUCUCAUGUCUGAAUUUUUCAACGACACAACUACCGCGUUUUACAUCAUCCUGAUAGUUUGGCUCGCCGAUCAAUACGACGCCAUCUGUUGUCACACAUCGCUCACAAAGAGACACUGGUUAAGAUUCUUUUACCUGUACCACUUUUCUUUCUACGCGUACCAUCAUCGAUUCAACGGACAGUACAGCAGUCUGGCGCUCGUCACAUCCUGGUUCUUCAUACAGCACUCGAUGCUGUACUUUUUCCAUCACUACGAGCUACCGGUAAUUCUGCAACAGGUGCAGCUGCAGCAGUUUAUAUUUCGCAGCAACACACAUCCACCACAGGCGCAACAACAGGCACAGCAGCCACAACCGGCAACGUCCAGAUCAGCUCCGACAACUCCAGGUCCGAGAUCGUCGCCGUCGAGGACAACGACGACGACAACAACGACGACGACGACAGCCUCGCCUUCGUCGGACGUGGCACCGAUUUCCACAACGAUGUUGAGGACGCAGCAGAAUUACAUCAACGAGCUCUCUCAGCUCGAUCCGGAUCCCGACGAAAGUUCGGAAGAACGACCCGCAACUGCCGAACAAUUGUCGUUCGCGACAGCUGAUGACAAUUCUGUUCGAGAGUCGGCGAACGGAGAGUUGGCAGAACCGUCGGUAUCCUCAGGUUCAUCUUCGGCAACCUCGUCAACCAGCGAUUCCGUCUCUCCCGACGGCUUCGAGGUGAUCGAGACCGCCGAGGCGAUGCGCAAAGAAGCGACGUCCGUAGACGAGAAGAAGGAACAGUAGACAUUUGAUCUUUUGCCGUCACUAUGUCGAGCAAGUGCGCUCAAGAAGAAGCAGAGAGAACGCGAUUUCCGCGCGCGACUGCUUCCGGUGAUUUCUUUAUACAUCGUUGUGGAAGCUGCACGCGAGUGGAAGAUGGAGGCAAUUUUCUCUUGUCAUGGAUCAAAACUUAAUUGUAAAAUAAUAUUUUUCCUUAUGUAAAAAGAACGGACAAAGUUUGUUCGAUUUCAACGAAGACAAGCUUAAUAUAUAUGUGUAUAUAUAUACACAUAUGUAUAUAUAUAUAUAUACACACAUAUGUAUAGAGAAAAAUCGGUUUCUUUGAGAUUGGUAUAUCGAUAGGUAUCCGCGCUUCGAGGGGUUCAGAAACCAACCAACAGGGACGAACGAAAAGACGAAGAUUUGUGCCAGUUACCUUCCUUAAUGAAUACUUUUAAUCAAUUUUUGAAUUUCAGAAAAACACACAAUGCGGGAUUGUAUUUGGAUAGAGAGUUAUGUAUAAUUUGUUGUCGGAGAUACAACAGUUUUUUUGUUGGAAGGCACAUAAACAACAACGUUAAUUUCUCACGAAUGUGAAGAAAGAAGACACGAUGUUUUUUCUCACAUCGUGUUUUUUUUUCUCAUUUAGUUUAUCACAUUUGCGAACUUAUUAACUACAUUUGUGUACGAUACGAUAAAUUGUUUUGCAAAAUUGAUUCGCACGUGCACACAUUUGUUUUGUGAUGCAAUCCGAUACGUGUUGCGGCGCGAAAGAAGCAUCGAAGAUGCGCUUCGGUUUACGCUAUGCGCGCGAUUACGGAAAAUUUAUAAUUUAGGCUCGGUUGAAGGAUUGAAUCGUGCAAACGAACAAUUCGAACAUUGACGAAUAUUAUAAUUGGCGAUGUCUGUGACAAAAGAAGAGCAAGUUGUUCGGAUCGUUCGAUUAAUCGUAAAAAUUUUCGAGCCGUAAUUAUAAUUAAGAGCAAAUCACCAAAAGUUUCUCUGAAGAAAAAGUCUAUUUGCUUCAGACAAAUUGAAAUGGUGUUCGCACUUAUCUUCGCGUUCUCUUCGUCACUUGAAGACAUUGAAAAAAAAAAAGCAUCUGUCGGCGAAAUCGGUAAGAUAUUGGCGCAAACGAGUCAGUGCCUUCGUUGGACCGCUCUCCUUCACACACUUGUUUUCGCUUCUUUUUUGUAGUUUACGAAUAGAAAUAAUACUUUUCUCUCGCACGCGGAUGCAGAUUUUCACACUGAACAAAACAUCUCGAUGAUAAAAAGAAAUCUGACAUGAUUAACGAAACGGUGAACAUCGUUAUGUGCGAUCGAUGUAGUUUUUUUUUUUUUUUUGACCACUGUGUUUAGUUUUCGCAAUCAAUUUCAGAAAUCUUUCUCAGUUUACUUGACUACGUAAGAAUUUUCUCUUUGUGUAAAUUCGUACGCAGUCAAUCCGUGAUAUAUCGUUUUAUAUCGGACUUUGCAUUGUUAUUUUAUUAUGUUAAUUAGAACUUUCUCUCGAGAAUGUUUUGCUCAAUCUGUAGAUAAUGCUGAUAACUUCUUAUGUUUUAUUUUAGAAUUUAACCAAUUGGGUUAACGCAGGAUUAAUCACAUGCUGCAAUUUACGGUGUAAAAAUGUUGGGAUUUUUGUAUAAGUAAUGUAAGUAAUAUAAUUGAUAAACAAUAUUUUAUCCGAUUAGUGGCACAUGUACAAUUGGUGUUGAUCGUGUAAAAUCGCGAGAUAAAAAAAAACAAAAAAACAAAAAAACAAAAAAAAAUUGUUUCUGACGAAAUCGCCGAUGUCGCGUCUUUUUGACCUUGAUGCGUCGUUACCUAGGAUCAACGAUACUUACGCAAUGUGAAAGCUUAUUGUAUGAUAUGUAUGUUUUUUCUCUCGGGGUCUCAUGUGUGUGACGUUUGACGUUUGAUAUAGAAAAUGUGAUAAUUUUAAUAUAUGAAGAUCACAGGGAGAAGAACUUGAUAUAAGUCAAAUUUUUGUAAUUUUAGAGGAGAGCGAUUUUAAAGUUCGAAACGUACAUGUAUUUCUGUGUUACACGUUUCAUAAAAAUAUUUAUAUCUCGGAAUCUAUCAAAAAUUUCCCUUUUUUUCGCUUUGUGGAUAAUUGAAAUAUCCCAUUUUAAUUAUCAAAUAACAUCAAAAACAGAGAAUCGAAAAAAAUUGACUUAUCGAAUUCUUCUUCUGUGAUCUUCAUAUUGUUGGCAAAUCGAAGAAACGGCAUGUUGUAGUUUGUUACCGUUACGUUGAUUCGUGAACCGCGAACGCGCGCAUACAAAUUAAUGUAAUGUAAACUGUCAACCGUGAGAGCGCGUGAACUUAUUAAUGUAAACUCUGCCGAUUUGGCACACACACACACACACACACAAUAACACACACACACACACAUCAUCCGCAGCACAUUGUAAAAUGUAUGUAAUUAAGGAUUGUAUUAUUUGCGAGCGUGCGGGACGUGAUAUGAUGAUGAUGAAAAAAAGAACCAUUAUUGCGCGAAAUUUGUACGGAUGUGCCCAGUGAUGACAGGUACAAAGAGAAGAAAACAGGUAGAACAAAAAAAAAAAAAAGAAAAAGAAAAAAAGAGUUACUACUAAAAGAGUAUAUAUAUACAUAUGUAUAGACCGAUAUUGCCGUUUUAUUGCCUUUCCUCUUCUCCCUGAGUCACAUUUGUCGAUUGAUCACGCACGUAUUAAAUAAUGCUGCUUUUUUCCAUUAUUUGCAUCAUUUGCUUAGUUUCGGAUCUUCCGGAUUUGUCAUUUAUUUUAGUUGUACAUAUUAUCAAAUAU